GUUUAACAUAUUAAGCAAAAGUUACAUUUAAAAAAGAUUUGACUAUGCAUUGCACUUUGCUGAUAUUUUAUUCAUCUUGCAUUUUAAAAAUGGCAACUGGAGAACAAUCAUCUUUAUAUAUGGAUGAGGUUCGCAGUUUAAGUGAAUUGCCAAUGAAUAAAUUAAUCCAAAUAAGAUCUUCCUUUGGAAGUCCGGAAAAUGAUAUUACUGAUGAGGAUCGAAACGCGCGCGAAGAUGUAUCUAGUAGAAGUUCCCUGACAAUGCCAAUGGCUUUGCCAUUAAAAAGAAGUAGUAAGAAACCUAUGCGACGAUAUGAGGAGCAUUAUGAUGAAAAAGGCAAGGAAUCAAAGAUUUCAAAAAUCUUUCAAAGCGCAGUAACUGCGCUUUCGUUUCUCGCAUUUGGCGGUUAUCUCCUUACACUUAUAAUAACAGCAAUUCGUCGCAAUAUGGCCAAUAAUACUAAUACUAACGGGAAUGUCGUUGUAUUUUCGAAUCUGCAAAAUCUACAAAAAUUAAGUCGCCCCAAGCGUAACGUUUUAAUAUUCGAUCCAAUGGAGAAUAAUUUUGAAACCGACAAACUUUAUGAAGGAAUGAUUAUGCUUUCGAGAAGUUAUGCCUUAUAUAAUUGA
Camponotus floridanus (Florida carpenter ant) is the source of this 629-nucleotide messenger RNA. RefSeq lists its product as uncharacterized. The record is from RefSeq and is a predicted model, not a curated record. The coding region runs from base 45 to 629 and encodes 194 amino acids. Lineage: Eukaryota; Metazoa; Arthropoda; Insecta; Hymenoptera; Formicidae. The transcript is spliced from 4 exons.